Drosophila persimilis is the source of this 1449-nucleotide messenger RNA. Its product is annotated as heparan sulfate 2-O-sulfotransferase pipe. The transcript has 4 exons. The record is from RefSeq and is a predicted model, not a curated record. Gene Ontology annotation, molecular function: sulfotransferase activity. Gene Ontology annotation, cellular component: membrane. The coding region runs from base 1 to 1449 and encodes 482 amino acids. NCBI's taxonomy places the organism in Eukaryota, Metazoa, Arthropoda, Insecta, Diptera, Drosophilidae.
AUGUACAAUCCCAAAUACACUUUCUGCAGGCCCUUCAACUCGCACGAGGCGAUGCAGCGGGCCAAACGGAAUGUGGAGGAGCACUACGCUGUUGUGGGCACAUGGGAGGAUACAAACACCACUCUGACUGUACUGGAGGGCUACAUACCGAAGUACUUUGCCGGCGCCAAGGAAGAGUACUAUGCUCUGCGCAGCCGGCUGGGAAAUCUACGUGGAUACAAUGUGCAUGAUCGCCGGAGCAGCGAGGAGGAACCAAAGCAUGAAGAGGGACACGGACAUGGACACCACCACGAUCAUCACUCGAAGCAGCACCAGCAUCAGGUGCCUCACAAGGCGCACCUGCACAAGGCCCCACAUGACAAACAAUUGGCCCUGCCCGAGGAGAAGCCCCUCCAAGAUGAGGCUAACUAUGGGGACGAUGAAGAUGAUGAUGAUGAAGAUGAGGACGAUGCUGAUGAUGAUGAAAAGCAUGAUAGUAUUGAUGGCAUUGAUGGGUUCAAUUUGCAAGCCGAUUUACUGAACAAUACCAAAUACGCCGAAGUAGAUUUCGUGUUCUUCAAUCGCGUACCGAAGGUAGGCAGCCAAUCGCUGAUGGAGCUGAUGGCACGCCUGGGCAAGAUCAAUGGGUUCAACCAUGCCCGGAACAAGGGCGGUGCCCACGAAACCGUCUUGAUGAACAAGCAGCACCAAAGCGAUCUGCUUUCCGAUCUCCUAACGCGCCCCAAGCCCCACAUCUACAGCCAGCACAUAGCCUACAUCAACUUCACCAGAUUCCAUCUACCGCGUCCGAUCUACAUUAAUCUUGUACGCGAUCCCAUCGAUCGCAUCAUCAGCUGGCAUUACUACAUACGUGCCCGCUGGUACUAUCGCGACAUGCAGGCCAAACUGGGGGACAAGGCCCCGGCCAUGCCUUCGGACGAGUUCCUAGACAUGGACCUGGACACAUGCGUCCGCAACAAAGAUCGCCACUGUACUUUCAAUCAAAUGCAGAUCAAGAACGAAGCGGGUGAUCACCGUCGUCAGACUUUAUUCUUCUGCGGCAUGAAUCAGAAGUUGUGCAUGCCCUUCAAUUCGGAGAUGGCCAUGCAGAAGGCCAAGCGCACUGUGGAAUCGGAAUAUGCCGUGGUUGGCACCUGGGAGGACACAAAUAUCACGCUGGCCGUGCUGGAGGCCUAUAUACCACGAUAUUUCCGUAAUGCCAAGGUGGCCUACUAUCUGGGCAAAGAUCGUCUGUCCCGCGUUAAUCGCAAUAAUGUCACACGCAUCGUGAGCGACGAAACACGCCUGAUCCUGAGGAAGAAUCUGACCAACGAGAUCGAGUUCUACGAAUUCUGCAAACAGCGUCUGUACCUGCAGUAUGCCGCUCUAAGUCAUGGCAAGGGCUUCGGGGAAGACGACUAUCUGCUGGUGCCAGAGCAGCGCAACGACUACAACGAGGAGGAGUAUUAG